Glarea lozoyensis ATCC 20868 is the source of this 1005-nucleotide messenger RNA. RefSeq names its product NAD(P)-binding Rossmann-fold containing protein. The record is from RefSeq and is a predicted model, not a curated record. The transcript is spliced from 2 exons. The coding region runs from base 1 to 1005 and encodes 334 amino acids. Lineage: Eukaryota; Fungi; Ascomycota; Leotiomycetes; Helotiales; Helotiaceae.
AUGGGAGUCUGGACCCAACUAUUCCCCCCGGACCCUCACUUUACCGAAGCACAAAUCCCUUCUCUCGCCGGUAAAGUAUACAUCGUUACCGGCGGCAACUCAGGCGUGGGCCGAGAACUCGCAAAGAUCCUAUAUGCAAAAGGUGGCACUGUCUACAUUGCUGGUCGCACGCUAACCAAGAUCGAAUCUGCAAUUGAAGAAAUCAUAACCGAAGUAGCAGCUGCAGCCACUCAGACAAAAGAUUCGACAGCUGCAGGUCAAUUACACAGUCUGAUUGUCGACUUGGGUAACCUAUCGACCAUCGCACCCUGCGUGACUGCCUUUCUCGCGAAAGAAUCCCGUCUCGAUGUUCUGUUUAAUAAUGCCGGGGUCAGUCGGCAGCCAGGUGGGAGUGUAACGACGCAAGGACACGAGAUUCACAUGGGUACUAACUGCUUGGGACCCUACCUCCUAACCAAGCUCCUCCUCCCACUCCUUACCCAAACCGCCCAAUCCGCCCCCCAAAACAGCAUCCGUAUCAUCUUCGCCUCCUCGGGAAUCAUCGACCUAGCCUCCCCUCCCGGCGGGCUCUCCCUCGCCGAACUCGAGCCAGGUAAGCACUCUCGCGACAUGAACCGCAACUACGCCGCCUCGAAAGCCGGCAACUGGUUCCUCGCCUCUGAAUUCGAUCGCCGGUACGCAACCGAGGGCGUCGUCGCUGUUGCCCAGAGCCCUGAGAUGUUGCGGACGCCUGGCUGGGAUGGGACGCCAUUCCUCGUGCGUGCGUUAAUGGCGCCAAUCUUCCAACCGCCGAGGAUGGGCGCGUAUACGGGGUUGUGGGCUGGUUUGAGUGUGGAUGUGAAGAGCGGGGAUGGGGAGAAGUAUAUUAUCCCCUGGGGCCGCUGGAAUAAGGAGCCGAAGAAGGAGCAUUUGGCGAGCUUGAGGUCGAAGGAGGAUGGUGGGACGAGUCUUGCGGUUGAGUUUUUUGCGUACUGUGAGGAGAUGACGAAGGAGUUUGCGGGUUAA